This is a messenger RNA of Corythoichthys intestinalis (scribbled pipefish), 2257 nucleotides long. It is a transcript of the gene znf143b, whose product is annotated as zinc finger protein 143b. The coding region runs from base 147 to 1994 and encodes 615 amino acids. Lineage: Eukaryota; Metazoa; Chordata; Actinopteri; Syngnathiformes; Syngnathidae. The transcript has 15 exons. Gene Ontology annotation, cellular component: nucleus. The record is from RefSeq and is a predicted model, not a curated record. Gene Ontology annotation, molecular function: DNA-binding transcription factor activity, RNA polymerase II-specific; RNA polymerase II cis-regulatory region sequence-specific DNA binding. Gene Ontology annotation, biological process: regulation of transcription by RNA polymerase II.
CAGAAAGUGGGUAAAUAUGUAGAAGGCGGUCCAUCGUCGGGAGUAUUAUGUUGUCAUACACGUUCCCGGUGCCGAGUGUUUCCUGCACUGGUGCAUGGUGGUCGAACAGGAGGAAUUGUUGGAAAAUUUUCCCGAGCGGCUAAAGCAUGCUCUUGGCACAGCUCAACCGGGACUCCCAGGGAAUGACUGAGUUUCAUGACGCCGAUGGGCAGCCGGUGACGCUUUGCCUGACUGAGGCUGUAACUGUAGCGGAUGGUGAUCAGAUGAACACCAUGGACACAGUGAGCCUGCAGGCCGUCACCCUGGUUGAUGGCUCCACUGCCUACAUCCAGAGAGAUGCCAAGCCGGCCUUUUCUGACACGCAAAUCAUGGAUGGGCAGGUGAUACAGCUGGAGGACGGCUCAGCUGCUUAUGUCCAACACGUGUCUGUGCCCAAAGCAGGUGGAGAGAGUUUGCAGCUGGAAGAUGGACAAGCAGUUCAACUUGAAGAUGGAACAACAGCUUAUAUACACACUCCCAAAGAAACGUACGAGCAAGGGGGCCUGCAGGAAGUGCAGCUGGAGGACGGAAGCACGGCGUACAUCCAGCACACGGUGCAUGUGCCUCAGCCCAACACCAUCUUGGCCAUCCAGGCCGAUGGAACCCUCGCCGAUUUGCAGGCCGAGGCCACCGCCAUCGACCCCGAAACUAUCAGCCUUCUGGAGCAGUACACCACUAAGGUGGAGAAUGUCGAGAACCCUUUGGUUCCCUUCAGCAGAGUGGAGGCAGAUAACGGCGUGCAUAUGCGAAUUGUGUUACAGAAUCAGGAAAACAGAACAACAAGGGUGGCCAACGUCGGCGAAAAGUCGUUCCGCUGUGAACAUGAGGACUGCGGAAAGUUGUACACCACUGCACACCACCUCAAGGUACACGAGCGUUCGCACACGGGAGAUAAGCCGUACAUGUGUGAAUAUCCGGGCUGCGGGAAGAAGUUUGCAACAGGGUAUGGAUUGAAGAGCCACUCACGCACGCACACUGGCGAGAAGCCGUAUCGAUGUCAGGAGCUUAACUGCUGCAAGUCCUUUAAAACCUCGGGAGACCUUCAAAAGCACACACGCACGCACACAGGAGAAAAGCCGUUCAAGUGUCCGGUGGAGGGCUGCGGCCGAUCUUUUACCACCUCUAACAUUCGCAAAGUGCACAUUCGUACGCACACAGGGGAGCGGCCAUACUACUGCUCAGAACCCAACUGCGGCCGCUCCUUUGCCAGCGCCACAAACUACAAGAACCACAUGAGGAUCCACACCGGGGAGAAGCCAUACGUAUGUACUGUGCCCGGCUGUGAGAAGCGCUUCACAGAGUACUCAAGCCUCUAUAAACACCACGUUGUGCACACACCGUGCAAGCCGUACAACUGCAACCACUGCGGCAAGACCUACAAGCAGAUCUCGACACUCGCGAUGCACAAGCGCACUGCUCACAACGACACGGAGCCUAUCGAAGAGGAGCAGGAGGCCUACUUUGAACCACCCACUGACGCCAUUGACGACCCCAAUGUAAGCUACUCGACAGGGGCCCCCGUGGAGGAGGAAGACUCGGGCUCUGAGCACGUUGCAGUGGAGAAUGCUGAUGUUGUCACUCAGCAGCACGUUGCCUUGGUGACGCAGGCGGAUGGGACGCAACAGCAGGUUAGCAUCUCUGAAGCUGAUUUACAAGCCAUGGGUGGUACCAUCACCAUGGUGACCCACGAAGGAACAACCAUUACUAUCCCAGCCCAUGAACUGACCACGCAAGGUGCUCAGGUGGCCAUCAUGACACCCGGCAUGACUUCCUUUGAAACAGUGGAGGAGGCCAGUUACAGCCAGGGGCAAGAAGACAUUCACCCAGUUACCUUGCUGGCCACCUCCAAUGGCACUCACAUUGCUGUGCAGCUUAGCGAUCAGCCAUCGUUGGAGGAAGCCAUCCGAAUAGCCUCGAGAAUCCAGCAAGGAGAGUCACCUGGGCUGGAAGAUUGAUUUUGGAUGGGAGUCAGAAUUUGGACUAAAAAAAGAAAGAAAAUGAUGCAACAGCGAACUCGCAAGUCUUCCUUCAAAGCUGUUUUGUUCCCUCCCCUCCACGGCCAUGCAAAUGAACUUUAUUUUAAGUGUACAUAGGAUUUUGAUAACUGGACUAUUUUGUCUCUCAGCCAAACAGAUAAUGGGCAGAUGUGUUUGAGGGGGUGCUUUCUAAUGAUUAUGCACACUGCAGGGUACAUCUAAUGCUUUUUUAAAUAAAAUAU